Molecule: messenger RNA, 1827 nt
Organism: Oryzias melastigma (Indian medaka)
Lineage: Eukaryota; Metazoa; Chordata; Actinopteri; Beloniformes; Adrianichthyidae
Product: NLR family CARD domain-containing protein 3-like
Exons: 2
Source: RefSeq, a predicted model, not a curated record
CUGAUGAAGAUCACAGAGAACUUCCUGAGGAGAAUGAAGCAGGAGGAGCUGGCUGAUCAACUGCAGAGCAUUUGUUGUAAUCAAGUCCAAUCUGGGUUGAAGAAGAAGUUCCAGUGUGUGUUUGAGGGAAUCGCUAAAGCAGGAAACCCAACCCUUCUGAAUGAGAUCUACACAGAGCUCUACAUCACAGAGGGAGGAACUGGAGAGCUGAAUGAAGAACAUGAGGUCAGACAGAUUGAAGCAGCAUCCAGGAAAGCAGACAGAGCAGAAACAAGCAUCAGACAAGAAGAGCUCUUUCAACUCCCAGCUGGAAGACAAGAACCAAUCAGAACCGUGAUGACAAAGGGAGUGGCUGGCAUCGGGAAAACAGUCUUAACACAGAAGUUCACUCUGGACUGGGCUGAAGGCAAAGCCAACCAGAACAUCCACUUCAUAUUUCCAUUCACUUUCAGAGAGCUGAAUGUGCUGAAAGAGGAGAAGUUCAGCUUGGUGGAACUUGUUCAUCACUUCUUCCCUGAAACCAAAGCAGCAGGAAUCUCCAGCUUUGAAGACUUCCAGAUCAUCUUCAUCUUUGAUGGUCUGGAUGAAUGUCAACUUUUUCUGGACUUCCACAAGACUUGGAUCCUAAAUGACCCUAGAAAGUCCACCUCAGUGGGUGAUCUGCUGACAAACCUCAUCAGGGGGAACCUGCUUCCCUCUGCUCGCCUCUGGAUAACCACACGACCUGCAGCAGCCAAUCAGAUCCCUGCUGAGUGUGUUGACAUGGUGACAGAGGUCAGGGGGUUCAAUGAGCCACAGAAGGAGGAGUACUUCAGGAAGAGACUCAGAAAUAAAAGGCAGUCCAGAAGCAUCAUCUCCCACAUCAAGAGAUCCCGGAGCCUCCACAUCAUGUGCCACAUCCCAGUCUUCUGUUGGAUCACUGCUACAGUUCUGGAGGAUCUGCUGAAGAGAAGAGAGGGAGGAGAGCUGCCCAAGAGCCUGACUGAGAUGUACAUCCACUUCCUGGUAGUUCAGGCCAAAGUCAAGAAGAUCAAGUAUGAUGGAGGAGCUGAGACAGAUCCUCACUGGAGUCCAGAGAGCAGGAAGAUGAUCGAGUCUCUGGGAAAACUGGCUUUUGAGCAGCUGCAGAAAGGAAACCUGAUCUUCUAUGAAUCCGACCUGACAGAGUGUGGCAUCGAUAUCAGAGCAGCCUCAGUGUACUCAGGAGUGUUCACACAGAUCUUUAGAGAGGAGAGAGGACUGUACCAGGACAAGGUGUUCUGCUUCAUCCAUCUGAGUGUUCAGGAGUUUCUGGCUGCUCUUCAUGUCCACCUGACCUUCAUCAACUCUGGAGUUAAUCUCAUGGUGGAAGAUCAGAAGACGUCAGUCCAGUUCUACCAGAGUGCUGUGAACAAGGCCUUACAGAGUCGAAAUGGACACCUGGACUUGUUGCUCCGCUUCCUUUUGGGUCUUUCACUGCAGACCAAUCAGAUACUCCUACGAGGUCUGCUCACACAAACAGAAAAUAGCUCACAGACCAAUCAGAAAACAGUCCGGUACAUCAAGGAGAAGAUCAGUGAGAAUCUGUCUGCAGAGAAAAGCAUCAACCUGUUCCACUGUCUGAAUGAACUGAAUGAUGGUUCUCUAGUGGAGGAGAUCCAACAGUUCCUGAGUUCAGGACGUCUCUCCACACAUGAACUGUCUCCUGCUCAGUGGUCAGCUCUGGUCUUCAUCUUACUGUCAUCAGAUGAAGAUCUGGAAGUGUUUGACCUGAAGAAAUACUCUGCUUCAGAGGAGGCUCUUCUGAGGCUGCUGCAAGUGAUCAAAGCCUCCAACAAAGCUAUGUAA